AAGUGCUUUUCAAGUCACUGUAUGGGCGCUAUAACUCCGCCUUCGAGUAACUACUUUCAGUUUGUACUUGUAAUUUUUGCUGUAGUAUUCUAUGAUGCUUCCAUUAACGGGUCUUUAAAAAUGAAAAACAGGGAAUUUGUAGCAGCGCUUAUUGCUGGGGGCACUGCAGGCAUAUGUGUCGACUUGACGCUAUUCCCAUUGGACACCAUCAAGACUAGGUUGCAGAGUCCUCAGGGAUUUUACAAGGCCGGAGGCUUCCGAGGCAUUUAUGCUGGUGUGCCAUCUGCUGCUGUUGGAUCUUUUCCUAAUGCUGCUUCCUUUUUCUUGGUAUAUGAAUAUGUUAAAUCCUUGUUGGGUGGAGAUGCAUCUUCAUACCUCUUCCCAGUCAGGCACCUGAUUGCAGCCUCCGUUGGAGAAACAGUUGCAUGCCUGAUCCGAGUUCCCACUGAAGUUAUAAAACAGAGGACCCAGGCUUCUCCUUCUUAUAGUACAUACCAAGUGAUUGCCUACACUCUCAAGCAAGAGGGUUUUAGAGGACUGUAUCGAGGUUAUAAAAGUACACUAUUAAGAGAAAUUCCUUUUUCGCUGGUACAGUUUCCCCUUUGGGAGCUCUUAAAGGGUCUUUGGUCAUGGAAGCAAGGUCAUGCGUCUGAUUCUUGGCAGUCAGCAGUCUGUGGAGCAUUUGCAGGUGGAUUUGCAGCUGCAGUUACCACACCUUUGGAUGUAGCAAAAACAAGAAUUAUGUUAGCAAAGAAAGGCACCCCCACAGCAAGUGGAAAUGUACUAUUUGUCCUACAUGACAUCUGGAAAACAGCAGGAUUUUCUGGAUUGUUUGCUGGGAUCCUACCCAGAGUCGCCUGGAUUAGUCUUGGUGGGUUCAUCUUUCUUGGAACUUACGACAAAACACACAAAUUAUUGCUAUGAUGUGCCAAGGAAUCAUACAGUCAGGAUAUGUAUUGCUGCACACUUUAAAGGAGAAAAAAAAAGAGAAGGCCUCUGAAAUGCUUUAUCUUUCAUCUGUGAUGUGUCCAAUGGACUGCCAGCUGUCCAGUAUUUAUGUGCAACAGGAAGGCAAUCUUAACUAAUUUGUUGGGGCCAGAUGUACUAUUUACAUGGACAGGACAUAAAUUGAGCCAUUUAUUUAACAACAAAGUAAUCAAAACAAGCUAGAAGAGUUUGUUUUCCUAUGUUCAAUUAUUGCUGGAUGUUAAUUCUCAGAAGACCAGAACUGUGAUUGUACACCAAUGUGACUGUAGUCUUUGCAAUUAACUAAAUAUGGAGAAUGCACCAUUUAUUUGUAAAACUGUCCAACAGCAGAAUUAAAUGGCUCCACUGAA
Messenger RNA from Protopterus annectens (West African lungfish), 1337 nucleotides. It is a transcript of the gene SLC25A26, whose product is annotated as solute carrier family 25 member 26. The transcript has 10 exons. Bases 22 to 924 code for a protein of 300 amino acids. Gene Ontology annotation, molecular function: S-adenosyl-L-methionine transmembrane transporter activity. Lineage: Eukaryota; Metazoa; Chordata; Ceratodontiformes; Protopteridae. Gene Ontology annotation, cellular component: mitochondrial inner membrane. The record is from RefSeq and is a predicted model, not a curated record.